Messenger RNA from Betta splendens (Siamese fighting fish), 2956 nucleotides. It is a transcript of the gene retreg3, whose product is annotated as reticulophagy regulator family member 3. The coding region runs from base 89 to 1615 and encodes 508 amino acids. Gene Ontology annotation, biological process: reticulophagy. The transcript is spliced from 10 exons. Lineage: Eukaryota; Metazoa; Chordata; Actinopteri; Anabantiformes; Osphronemidae. The record is from RefSeq and is a predicted model, not a curated record.
CACUCACGUGUUCAUUAUUAGAGGCUAAAACGAUGAUUCACUAGUUGUCCUUUGCUGUUAGAUUAAAUCUCUUAGCAUAGCAUGUGCUAUGUGUGCUAAGUCUAGAUGUUACGCUAAGAUGGCGCUCAACGGAGCAAAUGAAGAGGCACCCAGGGAGGGCUUUUCAGCCGAGGAGGGAUCCAGCGUCUGCCUGCGAAGCCGACCAUGCUCCAGCGAGAGGGACCGUCAGGUGCGAGCUGUCAAAGCCGCUCUCCAGUCCACGUUAGGGCCCUACGAGCCCGUCCUCACCUACCUGCAGUCCGUCCUGGUGUGGGAGAGACCCUUUCAGUGUGUGCUUCUUUAUAUCGUGGUCAACGUUGUGUUCUGGUUCCUCGCCCUGACCUCGCUGCACCUGCUGUUCCUGCUGGCUUCUGGUCUUGCUGUGGUGGUCUGCAUUGACACAUGGAGGAACAAGAUCUGGCCAGAGAUUAGAGUGAGAAACUUGGAUGAAUCAGAAAACGAGAGUUGGGGCCUGGUGCAGCCUGGCAUCCUCAGCGUACCAGAGCUGUGCCACCACUUAGCUGAGGCCUGGGUCAGUGGAGCAGUUCUCACAUCCAGCGUGAUUCAGUACAAACGAGCCUACCCUGGCAAGUUUUGCAUCUUUACCUGCGGAGUGUUUGCUUUUUUGGCCAUGGUUGGGCAAUACAUUCCUGGAGUGGCUCUCUCCUACUUUGCUGUCUUGGCUUCCCUCCUGGCUCCUCUGGCAGCUCAUCACAGGGUUUUUCAGCACGUGUGUGUGAAGCUGGAGCCAGCCCUGCAGUGGCUGGACUUCAGCAUUCAUGGAUACAUGAUGUCGAAGCCCAUUGAUAACCAGUUUCUGAGGAGGUCGAUCCGAGGUCCAGCUUCAGGUGAAGCCAGUGACAGUGAGGAGGAGCUGGCUGCUUUCUGCCCGACAUUUGAUGACGCUGUUGUUGCUAAGGAACUUGCACUGACCGACUCUGAACACUCUGAUGCCGAGGUGUCCUAUACUGAAAAUGGAACCUUCAAUCUGUCCCGUGGCCAAACCCCACUCACAGAAGGCUCUGAGGACCUUGACAGGCACAGUGACCCUGAGGAGUCCUUUGCUCAAGACCUCCAGGACUUUCCCUCAAUAAACCCUGAUGCCACUCUGAUGGAUGACGAUGACGACACAAGCAUCGGACUACCUAGUCUAGGUCCAUCUGGGCUUUCUAGUCACCGGGCUUCAGUUCUGGAUGUGGAUGCUCAUUUGGACUCAGACCAGGAGGAUCUCGAUGCAGAACUGUCUCUCAGCGGCCUCCCACCCGCCUCUGAUUUCACUGGAGACUUGGCUGGAGUCAUCGCCAGCAACAUGAUCCAGGCAGCGUUGGUCGGGGCGCUGCAACCCCGGCCGCCUGCUGCUCAGCGCAGAGAGGGGCCUCCCAAAGCUGGAGCCCACAGAAGCUACCGCAAACAGUCCAGCUCUGAACUGGACACAGACUUGGAUGGGGAGGACUUUGAAAUGCUGGAUCAGUCUGAACUGAACCAGAUGGAUCCUAUUGGUGGAGGAGGGGCUGUGAGGAGGGGAGAAAGCCAGGGGUCUACCUUUCUGUCUAGCCUGCUGGGUAAACCACAGUGAGGUGUGUGUGUAUGUGUGCGUCUGCGUGCACCACUGCUACUUUAUUGGUGAAUGUGUGCUGUGUUUCAGCAGUUCUGAUUGGCAUCAGUUUAACACUGUGAAGUAUUCUAUUUUCUGUCUUUCCUUUUCCCUUUACCUGUCAACUCUGAGCAUAUAUUUUGUAGGCUGAGCAAUAGGAAAUGCAACAAAAACCUAUAAACCCAUACAGACAGUAAAUAAACCAGCAUCGUUGAGCCUCGUUGCAUACUUGUAAUUGUAUGCAACCAUGAGUUACAAGCAUCAUUUUUACUAACGAUAGGUAACAGUAUCCAUGCAAUCUUUUAUACAAGGAGGUCCAGACAUACAGGGCUAUUUAACAUAGGACCAAAUAUGACAUUCCUGUUGGUUGAGCUGAGCCACGUUGCUUUGAUAAUGUCACAAUAGAAUAGCAGCAGUACACGUUUUGAAAUAGACAAAUCAACCCUUGUUUUUUUUCUGUCUCUGUCCUUUCAGGUAACGUGUGGGUUUAUUCUGUUACACUAUUAUGUUUCAGGUGUAGAGAACUUGAUUAGUAUUUUAAAGAACAGUGGUGGAUUCACACAGUGAUUCUUUGCUGCCGUGAUAAAUUAUAGUUUUUAAAAAUUAUUUUAGCUGCGUUCUGUUUGCUUCCUUUUGUUUUCACUGUCAUAUCUUUAGUUCAGUUUAUUACUUUGAGAAUUUAAAAUUAGUCUUAAAAUAUCUGACCUAAGGGAACCUUUGAACUUUGCUGUGUCCCAGGGUGAGAUUUUAUUUUCUGUCAGAUGAAGACUUUAUUUUAUUUCUUUCUUAAAAACAGCUCAAUAACAUAUUGUGUCCGUGUUUAAUACCUCGAAUGAGUCCUCAGCUUUGAGUGUUUUCUUUUCAGAAGUAAUGUUUAAACAAAUGUCUUUUAUCAUCUUUGCAUUUCAUGUAGUUUUGUAAUCAAACCUUUAUUUCUUAGAUCUUGUACAAUUUUAAUGGGGAAACAUGUUUACAUCAAUAGUAACGUGCUUGCAUCCUCUUUGAAGAAUGCUAUUUUUUAAUAGAGAAAGAAACGCAUUGCUUUGUUUCAUUGGAUUAUUUUGACAUGAAAAUCCAAAUCUGCAAAGGAUUGGCACCGUAGAACAACGAAUGGAGGUUGAAAAGUUUGCUUUGACUUUGAGGCUGGAGGAGACACGUGAGCAGGUAGAUUUGAGCUGACCUGCUUUAAAAUUGCGUUUCCAUUCAGUCGGCUCCUCAGUUUGAUGACGUCAUGUGCAAAGUAGUGUAUUUUCUUUUCUGGAACUUGGUUUUGAUAUGUUUUGAUGUGUGAAUCGUAUAAAAUUAAAAAAAAAAUUCAAUUAA